This is a messenger RNA of Trichoplax adhaerens, 1140 nucleotides long. RefSeq lists its product as uncharacterized. NCBI's taxonomy places the organism in Eukaryota, Metazoa, Placozoa, Uniplacotomia, Trichoplacea, Trichoplacidae. The transcript has a single exon. The record is from RefSeq and is a predicted model, not a curated record. Gene Ontology annotation, molecular function: G protein-coupled receptor activity; peptide binding. Gene Ontology annotation, cellular component: membrane. Gene Ontology annotation, biological process: G protein-coupled receptor signaling pathway. The coding region runs from base 1 to 1140 and encodes 379 amino acids.
AUGGCUAGCAUCAUUUCAAUAGAUUACAAUGAUUCCACCAAUAAUCCGUUAUUAUCCAUGACCAAUACUACUGAUUCAACUACUGCUAGCAUUCUUGCUUUAACUACAAGUACUGUUAGAUCUUCGGCAACAACAGUACCUACUACAAUUGCAAUAGCUGCGACUACAAAUCCUCCACCAUUAGAUAUGCGAACAUUUAUUGUCGUUGCUGUGAUCAGUGUACUAGGGCUAUAUUUAAAUUUAGUGGCUACUAUUGCACUAUUUAUCAAGCCGGCAUUGAAAAAACAUCCUUUCUAUCAGUUUCUAGCUAGUAUUGGAAUUACAACUUUACUCGCUAUUAUCAACCCAAUUAGCGGAUCACUUGUUCUAUUUUUGAACUCGCGUGGAAUUAUCCCGUUGAAUAAUUUUUCAAUCUAUUCUCGAAUUUUUAUCGUUGCACCUUCGUAUUGCUCCUUUAUCGUUACCAUGCAUACCUUAAAUUGGAUUGCUAUUGAACGUUGUUAUGAAAGCUUUAGGUAUCCCAAGCGAUUUAGCGAUAAAUAUAUUAAAUUAUUAAUCGUACUAGCAUGGAUUAUCGCGGUAGCUUUUACUGUACCUAUUGCAAUUUAUACACAUUGCACAAAUCAUACUGCUCCAUGCAAUACAUAUAAUCAUAUCUUAACACCUCAUAAGCCAUUUUGGAUAUCCUUUCUAGCUUUAAAUUACUUCAUCCCUGUUUUAUCCUUAGGUGUAUGUUAUGCUAUCUUGAUGAAAUUUCAAUGUGGUAAAACUAUUGUGGCUUCAUUUGAGAUAUUAGAAAAGAAACGUGAAGAAAAGAAGUUUAUUAAAUUAUGCUUUUUGACUACAUUAAUUUACACUGCUUGUCUAACCCCUCGUUGUAUCCUCAUAUUGACUUCGGUUACCUACCAAAAUAAGCUAAAUGCCUCUUCUGCUGGUAUCAUCGGUGCUGAUCGAAUUCUAUCCAUGCUGUAUCUUAUAUUACUACCUUUGAUCUAUAUCAUAUUUAAUCAAGAUAUUCGACAAACUUAUUGUCCAUGUUGCCAUCAAAGUGCUGUAAUGCCAGAUAAUAUUGAAGGUGAUAACAACACAGCUUCUGAAAAAGCCAUUGGAGUUCCUGAAAAAGACGAUGAUUCUUUGUGA